AUGCAGAGCGCAGUCAUCAACAAGCCUGUACAUGAUGAGCAUUUGUUCAUUAUCACACAUCAGGCCUAUGAAUUGUGGUUCAAACAAGUCCUGCAUGAGGUGGACUCUGUCCGGGCCAUGUUUAUGUCACCGGUUCUGGAUGAGACCAACACUUUGUUGAUUCUGAACCGGCUUGGACGAGUAACUUUGAUUCUCAAGCUGCUUGGGGAUCAAAUUGAUAUCUUGGAGACCAUGACUCCGCUAGAUUUCUUGGAGUUUAGACUUCAGCUAUCCACGGCCUCUGGUUUCCAAAGUCUACAGUUCCGUCUUUUGGAGAACAAGAUGGGGGUCUUGGAGUCAUCAAGAGUCAAGUACAACCAACAAGUCUACAGCAAAGUGUUUUCACAGCCCAAACAAGUACAGCAGCUACAAGAAUCCAUUGAGCAGCCAUCUUUGUUUCAGUUGGUAGAGAAAUGGCUGGAGAGGACACCUGGCCUGACAACAAAAUCAUUCAACUUCUGGGAGCUUUACAAGAGAUCUGUUAAUAUGUGGCUGCAUGACAUGCUCCAGACACCAGCAGAGAAAGAGACUGACCCAAAGGCCAAAGAAAUCCUUUUUGAAGAGUAUAAGAAACAGAAGGAAAGUUUUGACAGCAUCUUAGACGAAGAUAAAUACAACGCGUCUGUGGCCAGAGGUGAUCGUCGCAUCAGUCAUCAGGCAUUCAAGGGUGCAUUACUCAUCUCACUGUACCAUGACCAGCCACGGUUCAAUCAGCCAUCCAAGCUUCUCUCCCUUCUUAUGGACAUCGACUCCCUGUGUACUAAGUGGAGAUACAACCACGUGAUGAUGGUUCAGAGAAUGAUCGGCAGUAAAGUGGGCACAGGAGGAUCAUCAGGCUACCAGUACCUUCGCUCUACCGUCAGUGAUCGCUACAAGGUGUUUUUGGACCUGUUUAACAUGUCCACCUACUUGAUACCUCGAGAUUACAUUCCGCCUUUGUCACGGACAUUGAGGAGACGGCUCAGCAUGUUGACCCAUGAGCCCACGCACCAUGAAAUUGGCAAAGCAAAUGGCAAUGAUGAAGAUGAUGAUGGGGAAGUUUCUGUAGAUGUUGCAGAGGAAGAAUUUAGAAGUUUUGGUCUUGCAACAGAAAACUGA
This is a messenger RNA of Candidula unifasciata, 1137 nucleotides long. The record is from the annotation of a GenBank genome assembly. NCBI's taxonomy places the organism in Eukaryota, Metazoa, Mollusca, Gastropoda, Stylommatophora, Geomitridae.